Molecule: messenger RNA, 907 nt
Organism: Chelonoidis abingdonii (Abingdon island giant tortoise)
Lineage: Eukaryota; Metazoa; Chordata; Testudines; Testudinidae
Source: RefSeq, a predicted model, not a curated record
GAGCUUUGGGGCCCUCGCCCGAAGGCGGGCGCGCCCGGCCUGGUUCGCUAGCGGGGCGCAGACCGGUCUCUAUCGCAGCGCCAUGGGGAAAGUGCUGGUGCUCGCUCUGGCCGGGAUCCUUGCCGCUCUCUUCGGGGAGAGGCUAAUGGAGUUUCGACGUAAACUGAAUGCCUCCAGAGAGCUGGAACCAGUGGAACUUCCCAACUGUCAGCUUAUUAAAGGAAUUGAAAGAGGUGCAGAAGAUAUUGACAUCCUUCCUGAUGGUCUGGCUUUCAUUAGUUCUGGUUUAAAAUAUCCAGGUUUAAAAAGCUUUGCUCCAGACAAGCCAGGUGAAAUAUUUCUGAUGGAUUUGAAUGAUGAAAACCCAAGAGCAGUAGAACUCAGGAUCAGCCGCGGGUUUGAUCUGGCAUCAUUUAACCCUCAUGGGAUCAGCACUUACAUAGACAAAGAUGACUCAGUGUACCUCUUCGUUGUGAAUCAUCCAGAGUUCAAGAGCACAGUUGAGGUGUUUAAAUUUGUAGAAGAUGAAAAUUCUCUUGUACACCUGAAAACUGUCCGACACGAACUUCUGUCAAGUGUGAAUGAUAUUGUGGCUCUGGGACCUGAUCAUUUCUAUGCAACUAAUGACCACUAUUUCUUUGACUCCAUCUUGAUGUACGUGGAGUUGUUCUUGGGCUUGGCCUGGUCAAAUGUUGUCUACUACAGUCCAACAGAAGUUAAAGAGGUAGCCUCUGGGUUUUACUCAGCCAAUGGAAUUAACAUUUCACCAGACAAAAAGUAUGUUUAUAUUGCUGACCUGAUGGCUCAUCGUGUCCAUGUUAUGGAAAAACAUGCUAACUGGAGUCUAACUCAGUUGAAGGUAAGCGAUUUGCCACUUAGAACAAGAGCCUAAUCUCUGUUUGAAAUU